AUGGACCGUAAAAAAUAUAUCUUAAGGGGCCUCGGUGCUUAUUUACCUCAUAACUUACUACCCUCGUACGCUGAAUUAGAAACCUCGUUUUUCUAUAAAUAUCACACUACACGAGCGAAACUACGGAUUCCCAAGUUGCUUCCCAAAUUGCUUACUCUCUCUCUCUCUCGUUCCCAUGGCGGUGCUCUCCAGAACCAGAUCCGGCGGGCCGAUUCUCUCCGGCGGCGCCGAGUCCCUCCGGCCAUCGUCCUCGCCCACCACGCGGGCGCCGUCGCCGCCGCCGUUCGCCUCCUCCUCCGCGUCGGCGUUCGCGUCGUCGUCCUCCCGCGAUCGGCCCCCCACCCCGCUCGCUCCGUCUCCGUCGCCGAACGCCACCUCAACCGCCGCCGCGGCGGAGGCGACGGAGCCGGCGCCGCCCAUCCGAAGACGUGCCUGUGCUCGCCGACGACGCACCCGGGAUCCUUCCGCUGCAGCCUCCACAAGGGCUACGCCGUCCCCCCCCACGGCGGCGGAGGCGGAGGAGGGCGCGGCGGGUCCGUAUCGGCCCAGCUCAACAUGCGAAGGUCGGCGAUGGCGAACUCCCUGGUCCGGAUCGGGGCCGUGGAGGGCGAGUGGGUGCGCCGGGCCCUCACCGCGCCCAUCCGCCCCUCGUCCCAUCAGCUGCGGCGCCGCGCCGCUUACCAGCCGCGGCCGAGCCGCCUCUCCACCAUGUCCGCCGCCGAAGGCGCCGACCUUUGAAACCCUGAACCCUAAUUCUCUCUCGUACCAGGUGCGUGGACAUAGAGAUCGCGAGCCCUAGUGUUUUUUUUUUUUGCCCCGAAUCAUAGGGUUUAGAUCUGUAAAAAAAGAAAAGAAAAGAGGUUUUUAACUCCUCUUUCUUUCUAUCGUGGAUUCGAGAGGUGUUGUAGAAUGAGUUCUUUUUGCAAAUAUGUUCCUUUUUGUGUGCUAAAAAAAUAUGUAUAUAUUGAGAACUGUUUUUGAGUGUGAAUUUUAGUACUUUGUA
Messenger RNA from Ananas comosus (pineapple), 1003 nucleotides. RefSeq lists its product as uncharacterized. The transcript is spliced from 2 exons. Bases 1 to 738 code for a protein of 245 amino acids. NCBI's taxonomy places the organism in Eukaryota, Viridiplantae, Streptophyta, Magnoliopsida, Poales, Bromeliaceae. The record is from RefSeq and is a predicted model, not a curated record.